ACGAGGCAAGUGCGUAUACGUCUGUGGAGAGUGAUACAAGUUUCUUGUUGCGUGCUUGUGCGACCACGCUCGAUUGAUGCAGGAAGCGAUCGGACCAAUCCCGGCAUACGUAAGAGAGUCUAACUUUGUACGUACUUGACCCUCAGGUACCAGGUGCCUUCGCCCAGGGUAUUGAAGCUUGAAGCAGUUCUUUGGUCGUAUCUCUCCUUUGCUCAAAGCUCUUGGGACCUCACGAUCUUCUGUCUCUUCAUUCUUCUCCACUCUUCAUAUUCCUCCCUCAGCUCCUUCACUUCUUCCUGUUGAAAAAAAGAAAGAUUGCGCUCAUUCCACCAUGUCGGACCUGAUCACCAUCAACAUCAAGGCAUCCAGCGAUCGGAAAUAUGUAAUCUCUGUCGCUACCUCAGAAACAGUACUCAGCCUCAAGGCUAAAGUGGGACAGAACUGCGAGACGCCUGCGGAGCGUAUGAGGCUGAUUUAUUCUGGUAGAGUCCUCAAGGACGGAGAUACGCUUGCGACAUACAACAUUGCUGAGGGACACACCGUGCACAUGGUGCGGAGUGCAGCACCGCCCAGUAGUACUGCUACUGCCACCUCGACUACAGUACCAGCCGCCGCCACAGUACCAACGAUAGCACCACACCCUGCAUCUCAGACCUCGGCGACUCGAGAUUCACCCAGCACAGGAGCAUUACCAAAUCCAUGGACUAAUCUUCCGAGCGGUAGUAGUGCGAGCGGACCUGAAGGACUAGGUGGAUUUGGCGGUAUGGCAGGCAUGCCAGGAAUGGGGGGCAUGGAUCCCGCGAUUAUGUCUCAAAUGAUGCAGGACCCAAACUUUGCGCAGUACAUGUCCGCCAUGCUCCAGAAUCCGCAGGUCUUAGAGUCAAUGAUGUCAAUGAACCCAGCAUUACAGGCAAUGGGCCCUCAGGCUCGACAGAUGUUGCACUCGCCACAAUUUAUGCAAAUGAUCUCAAAUCCCGAAAUGUUGCGCCGGCUUGCAAUGAGUGGCACUAUGGGCAGUCCAGGAGCAGGCACAUAUAGCCCAUGGGGUAGUGCAGUAUCCACGCCGGCAUCACCUGCAUCAAAUCCUGCGACGGCUGGAGUUGAAGGCGCUGGGGGAGCAGCGUGGAUGCCCGCUUUCAACCCCUUUGUUGGACUCGGUGGAACAGGAGCGACUGCGAACCCAACGGCCAGCUUCUGGGCACAGCAGAUGGGAGCCAUGGGAGCCAGGACUGGGACGACUCCUCACCAGACACAGCAACCUCCCGAAGAGCGAUUCCAGAUCCAGUUGAAGCAGUUGAAUGAAAUGGGGUUCUACGAUGCAGCCAAGAACAUCCGGGCAUUGCUGGCCACUGGUGGGAAUGUGAACGGUGCUGUUGAGAUUCUGUUUCGUGGAGGUGCUUGAAGUAGCAUCGUAGACAAGAAUAAAGUAAUGUAAAAAGUAAUGCAAAAAGACUGAUCUGUGGG
This is a messenger RNA of Gamsiella multidivaricata, 1464 nucleotides long. RefSeq lists its product as uncharacterized. Gene Ontology annotation, molecular function: polyubiquitin modification-dependent protein binding. NCBI's taxonomy places the organism in Eukaryota, Fungi, Mortierellomycota, Mortierellomycetes, Mortierellales, Mortierellaceae. Gene Ontology annotation, biological process: ubiquitin-dependent protein catabolic process. The transcript has 2 exons. The record is from RefSeq and is a predicted model, not a curated record. Bases 332 to 1402 code for a protein of 356 amino acids. Gene Ontology annotation, cellular component: cytosol.